Molecule: messenger RNA, 936 nt
Organism: Salpingoeca rosetta
Lineage: Eukaryota; Choanoflagellata; Craspedida; Salpingoecidae
Exons: 8
Coding region: 127-936 (269 amino acids)
Molecular function (GO): oxidoreductase activity
Source: RefSeq, a predicted model, not a curated record
UGUGAAAGUGUCCAAAGAAAGAAGAAAGAACAACCAACAACAAGCUCAUCGUGUUUGGGAGAGAGGAAGAAGCAACCAACACACUUCAUAUCUGACGUCGCAGCACGCAACAAACAAGCAAGCAAGAUGGCAGCUCGUUCAGUGACACUGCACGAUGGCAGUGAGCACCCGAUGCUCGGGUUUGGCACGUACAAGGUCGGCUUUGUCCCGGCCAGCGCUUCCUCCGCUGUGCAGCCCAAGGACGACCGUGAUCCAAAGGAGAUUAUCAAGGAUGCCGUUGCUGUCGGCUACCGCUACUUCGACUGCGCCCAGUUCUAUGGCAACGAGGCCAUGGUUGGCCAGGCGCUCAAGGACAGUGGCGUGGACCGCAAAGAACUCUACCUGGUGUCCAAGGUGUGGUGUGACACCAUCUACAAAGGCCCAGAGGCCGUGAAGGCGCAGGUGCACAAAUGCCUUGCAGACCUGCAGACGGACUACCUCGACCUGUAUCUGGUCCACUGGCCUGUUCCCGGCAAGCAUGUCCAGGCAUACAAGGCACUGGAGGAGCUUCAUAAGGAGGGCAAGAUCAAGGGCAUUGGCGUGAGCAACUACACCAUCGAGGACUACAACGAGCUCAAAGCUGAGAUGACAAUCAAGCCGCUGGUGAACCAGAUUGAGGUCAACCCCUUUCUCUAUCGCCGCCGUACCAUCCAGUUCUUCCAAGAUGAGGGCAUCCAAAUCGAGGCGUAUCGUGCGCUGCGCAACGGCAAGGAGAUGGACAACGAGCGCAUCAAGAGCAUUGCAGAGAAGCACAAGUGCACCCCGGCACAGGUGCUGACUGCCUGGUGCUUGCAGCACAACAUCAUCGUCAUUGCAAAGUCGUCCAAGAAAGUGCUGGUUGGUGCAAUAAGGGUUUACAGCCAAUCAUACACGAUGCAAAACGAACAAACACACUGA